This is a messenger RNA of Prunus dulcis (almond), 609 nucleotides long. RefSeq lists its product as uncharacterized. Lineage: Eukaryota; Viridiplantae; Streptophyta; Magnoliopsida; Rosales; Rosaceae. Bases 1 to 609 code for a protein of 202 amino acids. The record is from RefSeq and is a predicted model, not a curated record. The transcript has a single exon.
AUGAUCCUGUACAAGGCAGACGACGACCUGAUGUGCAAAGUGUUUGCAAUGACUCUGGGAGAAGCAGCUCAGGACUGGUUCUGUACUCUACCGUCCGCGUCGAUACGCAAUUUCAAGAAGUUAGCCCGCAUCUUCACAAAGGAGUACACCUCUUACAAGAUGGUCAGAAAGCAUGCAGACCACCUGUUCAACCUGCGUAAGAAGCCAAACGAGUCUCUUCGAGACUACCUCAGACGGUUUAAGGCUGAGAAGGCGAACAUCAUAGGAUGCAAUCACCAAGUUGCAUCCUUAGCUUUCAAGAAAGGCUUGCCAACCGAGCACGAGUUAUACCGGGAGCUGGCCAUAACUCCAAGCCAAACCUUAGCAAAAGUCUUUGAGACUGCCGAGCGCUACGCACUUUGGAACAAUGAUCAUAUUGCCGCGAAGAAAGCUAGCAAGCAAGUUGAUCACCUGAUAAAGCAAGCAAGCCAAAAGAGUAACAAGUUCGAGCAUAAAGCCCAGGACAAGCGCAUAUCGCGACCCCAAGAGGGAGGCUCUGAAACAGAAACCUUCUCUGAGUUCACUAUCCCCAUCAACCAGAUCCUGGCACAAGUGAAGGAUAAGCCGUGA